AUGCACUCGAGGGAGAUGUCGUCCGUCCGCACGCCCACCUUUGAGGACAUUGCACUCGAGAACCGCAGGCGUUUGGGGCUAAUGGGCAUUCUUCCAAAUAACAGGGUUGCACUGCAUUCGUUGAUGCAGAUGAUGUCCUGCAUGGGGGAGUUGUCUAACCUUGCACUUAACAGUGAGGCCUCCUUAUCACCCUUUGAACAAGGUGAGGUCCGCACGGUGAUUGGAAAGAUGGCCGUCUGUUUGGCCACCUUUAGUGAGGCAUUUGAGAUCAAUGUGGGCCAAGCUGCUAUGGAUACACUUAGAGACUACUCCCAGAAGGCGGACACCAGCACAAUAGGACGAUCCAGAGGGGAUCAGAAAAAAACUACCUUGUCUACGCGGGUUGCGGGAGAGGGACUGGAUGAGGAACCAGGCAGUCGCACUCAUGAGGAGCCCAAUGUACUUCUGUCUCCAACGUCUAAUCGGGACUUCUUUAGGUUUCUUGACGAACUUGUCACCUACAGUCGGAGUGAUUUUGAAAAGGCUGAGCUCAAGUGGGUUGCCCCUUUGCCUGACGGAACGAUUCAAGACCUCAUUGAAAAUGGCUCAAGCAUCAACGUGCAGUACAAGGACCUUCCCCUGUAUUUGGAGUGCGUUCAACGCUACCGCAAUGCCCGCACAAACGAGGCACAAGGAAGUAAAACAGACGCAGAGCCUUCAUCCUCCGCAACAUUUCAGCGAGCCCGAACUAUAGUUUCUGUUGCGCCGGGCAAACCACACUACAAAAAGGAAUCGUUGAUUGUCUCGCCGCACACCACCAUGGAUGGAGGACCGAUGAGUCCCAGUAGUCUUAUUUUUCCGACGGCACCUGAUACAUCGAUACCCAGGGCAAGCGUGGGCGACUCAAACUCUGCCGAAUUGGCCACCUCAGAGGCGGACUUCCGUGCCAAGGUAGAUAGGUUAAAACAAGGCCAAGUGACAGGGUCACAGAUUGCACAGCUUAACUUGACGUUUAGUGUGCCACAGACUAAUGGUCUUUUGGAGCUCAUUCCCAACGGUAUUCAUGUCAAGGUAACAUCCGCAAACGUGGGCGAGUUUCUUCGUCUACUUGGGGAUAAGUCAGGCAUACAAAACGGAAAAAUUCGUCGUAUGGAAAGCAUUAAAAAGCUUGAAGUUUCCAGUGCGGGCUCGCAAGACAUUUCGAGGGAUAAGGAAAAAUUUUCCCCGACACAUUUCUCAAAGGGGAUUUUUGCGCCAUACGACGAGCGCACGAGUUUUUUUGUUGACGUGGAUGCAUCGGAUGAACUCUUGCCUGCAUUUAUAAAGGAUCGGGAAAGUCAGCGGCGAGGGGCUGAAACACCCUAUGUGCGUGUUAUUCGUAAAGGCGAUCUGCGGACGUGGAGGAUGAUGAUUGACGAAGUGCAGAAGCAUCCUUCAGCGAUAAAAGAAUACGGUGUUACCUUUUGUGUCCCUGCUACCAUUGCCAGCCACGCGACUGAGGAAGAACAGGCGACAAAGGUGCAUGAAUUGAUAAAGGAUGGUGCCUCCACUCUUGUGGAUGAGUCCCAAGUUUGGCUGUUCUCCAGACUGAUCGAACAAUUUUUACACCCAAAUGCGUGA
Trypanosoma rangeli is the source of this 1599-nucleotide messenger RNA. RefSeq lists its product as uncharacterized. Gene Ontology annotation, molecular function: ubiquitin-protein transferase activity. The transcript has a single exon. NCBI's taxonomy places the organism in Eukaryota, Euglenozoa, Kinetoplastea, Trypanosomatida, Trypanosomatidae. Bases 1 to 1599 code for a protein of 532 amino acids. The record is from RefSeq and is a predicted model, not a curated record.